CCGUCGAUAUGCACGUGUGUGAAGGCUUAACGCUCGCAGUAUACCAGGCCGGGGCGAAUAAUACGUUGUGAGUCAGUUAAUUAAUUGCAGGUUGUCUUCACUACCGGAAGGUCUUAUUUGAAAUCGGUGUGUUUUUUUGUACAUAGUAUAUUUAUUAAACUAUUAUAAAGGUUGGUUAUAAAAAUGCCGAGAUCUUGUUGCGUAGAGGGCUGCAAUAGCAGGCAAGGACCUGGUGGGAGAAUAUGUUUUCGUUGUCCGAGAGAUGAAAUAAGAUGCCAACGUUGGAAAGACGUUUUGAAGUUUGUAGGAGCGCACAAAUAUGCUAAUCUUACUGUGGGACAGUGUUAUGACAGAUUGGCAGUAUGUGAUUUGCAUUUUACAACUCAUGAUUUCCUGGAAAAUAGCUUCAGACCUGGUCUGAAAUAUAAUGCAAUUCCGUCCUUAAACUUGGGCUAUGAAAGAAAUAUGGAUGCCUCCAUUCAAACCGAUUGCAUUAGCUUAGAAGAUGCAGGUUUACAGACGGAUUUUAACCUUAAUCGUGAAAAGAGCAACGACGCAUCUUCGCAAACUGAUACGUCUAAAUUAUAUAGCAGAUCUACACAAACAACAGCCAUACUGUCAGCAAACACUCCGAGGAAAUCUAUCUUAAAGGAAAAAAUAAGAAGUCUAAAAAGGGCCUCAAGUAGUGCAACAGAGUCAAAGGAUCCAAAGUGUCAGAGGCAGUUGGAGACAAAUAUUACUAUUGAAGAUGUGCAUAGGUUUUUAGAAGAUAAAUAUCCGGCAAAGUCAUGCCAACUUAUUAAAAUUCAGUUAGAUUUAUUAAAUAAAUCCCCAAAAGGUUGUAGGUAUUCCGAAGAAUAUAAGCGAUUCGCUGUAAGCGUUAACUUUUUGGGCCCUAAGGCCUAUAAACAAUUUUCAAGUUUGUAUCAAAUGCCCUCAAAAAGUACGCUGUCCCGAUUUACUAGAAAAUGGGUAGUUAAUCCUGGAUUCAAUUAG
Molecule: messenger RNA, 996 nt
Organism: Sitophilus oryzae (rice weevil)
Lineage: Eukaryota; Metazoa; Arthropoda; Insecta; Coleoptera; Curculionidae
Exons: 2
Coding region: 184-996 (270 amino acids)
Source: RefSeq, a predicted model, not a curated record